Molecule: messenger RNA, 2625 nt
Organism: Paramecium tetraurelia
Lineage: Eukaryota; Ciliophora; Oligohymenophorea; Peniculida; Parameciidae
Exons: 8
Biological process (GO): vacuolar acidification; proton transmembrane transport
Cellular component (GO): vacuolar proton-transporting V-type ATPase complex; vacuolar proton-transporting V-type ATPase, V0 domain
Molecular function (GO): proton-transporting ATPase activity, rotational mechanism; ATPase binding
Source: RefSeq, a predicted model, not a curated record
AUGAACUUCUUUAGGUCCCAAACAAUGGGCUAUUACAAAUUGAUUAUCCCAAGAGAAAGUGCCUGGAAUGUCAUGAAUGAAUUGGCAGAGUUAGAUUGCAUUCAUUUUGUUGAUUAUGACCCAACAUUACCUAUGAUCAAUAGGCCAUUUGCUAAUUACAUCAAGAGAUGCGAUGACUUGCUAGUUAAAUUAUCCCUCAUCGAGCAUGAAAUGAAGAAAUAUCAAAAGAAGAUUACUUACUGCAAGGAUGUCAAUUUUUUGAUCAAAAACUUCAAGCAAUUGAUCAAGGAAAGGUCUAAAGCCAGUCACACCUAUUUGGAUGAGAUUGAAAAUGAUAUCGACAAGAAACAUCAGCAACUAAUUGAAUAGAGUACUAACAUGGAAAAUCUUCAUGAACGCAGAAACAAACUGAUUGAACACAAAUCAGUCUUACUAAAGGGAGAAGCAUUAUUAGGACAAUCAUUCUUCUAACCUGCUAAUUAUGUAGCCGAAGGAUAUGUCAAUUUGCAAGGGAAAGAAUUAGAUGACAUCAAAAUCUUAUAAGGAUCUGUUAAAUUUAAUUAUUUGGUUGGUGUCAUCAACAAGGAAGACCAAAUCAGAUUCAAGAGAAUCAUAUUUCGUAUUACCAAAGGUAAUGCUUGGAUGAAUACCAUGGAUAUUGAAAGUGAUUAAAUCGUUGACACUAAAAAUGAUGACGCAAAAAUUAUUAAAAGUGUCUUUGUAGUAGUCUAUCCAGGAGGAGGAGGUUCCAAUGUUAUCACAAACAAACUCAAUAAAAUCUGUGAAUCCUUUUAGGUUGCUAAAUACACAUUCCCUGAAAAUAAUAUGGUUUUCCAAGAGAAAUUAAGAUAAAUUGAAACAGAGUUAGUCGAGACUAGAAAUGUACAUAUUCUCAUAUACAUUUUAUAGUUGAAGCCUACCUUGAUGAUUUCUAAAGAAUUUAUUAAAACUCCAAUUGUUCAUAAAUUAGAAGAAUUAAAAUUAUUUUUGGUUAAGGAGAAAUAUCUUUAUACGCAAUUGAAUUACCUGAGAGUUCAAGGAAGUGUACUCUAUGGAUCAAUUUGGUUACCUCAAGGAGCAGAUAUCAAAGUUGAUUAAGCAUUAAGAGAAGUUCAAACCAAUUAUGAGGGUUUGCCAACAGGACAAUUAUAAAUAUCACCACCUGAAGGUACAAGGCCGCCUCCAACAUAUUUUGAAACCAAUGAAAUUACUUGGGGAUUCUAAGAAAUAGUUAAUACUUAUGGUAUGCCAAGAUAUAAGGAAAUCAAUCCAGGAUUAUUCACAGUCAUGACUUUCCCAUUUUUGUUUGGUGUUAUGUUUGCUGAUAUUGGACAUGGAUUUUGUCUAUUAUUAUUAGGAAUAUAUUUAUGUGUCUAUAAUAAAGAAAUCAAGGAAUCAGAUUCUUUAAUGAAGCAUGCUCUAAUUGUCAGACAUAUGGUAUUAAUGAUGGGUUUCUGGGCAUUUUACAAUGGAUGGAUAUAUAAUGAUUUCAUGUCUGUUCCUAUCAACUUAUUUGGAUCAUGUUAUGAACCAGGUACAGUUGAUGAUCCAAUCCACAAAGAUGAAUAAGUAUGGGUUUAAAAAGAUGAAUCCUGUGUAUAUCCAUUUGGUAUAGAUCCAGUCUGGAUGUGUGUACCUAAUGAAUUAACAUUCAUGAAUUCAUACAAGAUGAAAUUGGCAGUUAUUAUUGGUGUCAUUCAUAUGACAUUCGGUAUUAUAUUGAAGGGAAUCAAUGCAAUAUACUUCAAGAAUUGGAUAGACUUUAUUUUUGAGUUCAUUCCUCAAAUAAUAUUCUUCACUUGCACUUUCGGUUGGAUGGACUUUUUAAUUAUUUAUAAAUGGUUUGUGAAUUGGACAGGAAAAACUGAUUAAGCCCCAAGUGUUAUUACUUUGAUGAUUAAUAUGAUUCUUGCUCCUGCUAAAACAGUUGAUCCACCUUUAUGGGGAGAUGGUUAAUCAGAAGCCUCAACUUAAACUGCAAUGUUAUUGAUUGCACUAUUUUGUAUUCCAAUUAUCCUACUUCCAAAACCACUCAUACUUAAUUCUCAAAAUAAAAAACAUCAGGCUCAAGGUCCAAACGGUCUGGCAGAUGAGAAAAAAGAACUUUACUAAAAAAUCAAUGAAGAUUCUGAAGGCACUCAAGAGAAUUCAGAAAUUCAUACUGAAUAAUCUGGUGGUGGUGGACAUCACGAAGAAUUUGGUGAUAUAUUUGUACAUCAAGUAAUUGAAACUAUUGAGUUUGUGUUGGGAUCCAUUUCAAAUACAGCUUCUUAUUUAAGAUUGUGGGCUUUAUCUUUGGCUCACGGAUAAUUAGCAGAAGUGUUCUUCUAAAUGUGUUUGAAUGGAGGGUAUUCUUAUGCUAUUAAUUUCUAGCUCUUAAUUGGUUAUACCAUUUUCUCUAUGGCUACUUUCGGAGUUUUGAUGAUGAUGGAUGUGAUGGAAUGUUUUCUUCAUGCCUUGCGUCUUCAUUGGGUUGAAUUUCAGAACAAAUUCUUUAAAGCCGAUGGAUAUGCUUUUGAAAAAUGUUCAUAUGCUAAAGUAAUGUAAGACAAUGCAGUUCCAAAGGAGGAAUGAUAUAUAAUAGAUUUACAUAUAUCAUACAACAGUAUUAUAUUAUAAUUUGUA